AGGCAGAGCAAAAAAUAGGUGGUGAAAGAGUUUAUAAAAGGAAUAAAUGUGGAAGGGUAUUAUUAUGGCAUCACGAGAAGAGAGAGUUUUAGUUUUAGUUUUUGUGUUACCCUGAUUUGCCAGUGGUUGAAUAUGAAUAUUCCCUUUCCAAAACAUUGCAUGUAAGCAUUUGUUGCGGGGCAGUUAUGGUGUUUCCUCACCCACAAACGAAGGUGGACAUAGAUUACCUAACAACGUCUUUUUGCCCCUAUCUCACCGCAUGCAAUCCAGUGGGGACAUUAUAAGCAGAAGGGAUUUGGUAUUUGCAUGUUUAUGCAAGAUAGGGGAGGGGAGGAGGAAGUUGUAGAAUAUUAGGGAAUGGAAUAGAAUAGAAUGUGGUGAUAGGUAAGCUUCUUCCAGGGUUAGUUGGUGGAAUGGGGUUGUGUUGCUUGCAAGUUCAUGCAUGAUCUUCACAGAAUAGACUGUAAUCUGCAAAAUUUAGGUCAUUGUGAAACAAGCAAAGCAAUCUUGGCCAUUGAUCUCUUUCAUGAAAAGGGUUGCCUGCUGUCCUUGCAUGGUGGGCUUCAGUAGCACGUCAGUGGGGUUGUAAUGCCCCCUGUAUUGUUGCCUUAUUCAGUAUCUUGCGUGUAUGCGUUAGCCUCGUAUGGGUUUUGCUUAGAUUUCUUGGUAUCUGAAAUUGGGGGUUUUAAAGGAAUGAUCUAGGCACUGGAAUGGAUUUUCUUUACUUGUAAGAAUUCAGUUGUCUGUUAGUGAAUGAAUGAACAUUAGUGAGGAGUAAUGUUUUGUGAGCUCUGGAUUCUUUAGUGUGGCUUUGAACAUUGGUCUCUGGAAGGUAGAAAAGAGUUGUGGGCGCUGAGUAAUAGUGAAGGAAUGAGUAAAGAAGAUAGCAUCAAGCUUUUGAAGAGCCAGACGAUUGUGCUUAAGGUCAACAUUCACUGCGAAGGAUGUAGGACGAAAGUGAAGAAACUGCUACAGAAGACUGAAGGUGUAUAUACUCAUGAAAUUGAUAGAGAGCAGCAGAAAGUGACUGUAUUAGGGAGUAUAGAUGCAGACAAGCUGAUAAAAGUGCUGGAGAAAUCUGGGAAACAUGCUGAGUUAUGGCCCACUGGAGGGAAGGGGAAUCAGCCGAAGCAGCAAAAUGAGAACAAGGAACAGAAACCUAACAAGGUUCAAUUUGAUCUGAGUGCUCAGAAGCCAUUUAAGGGUCAGAAGGGGGAAAACGAUCAAAACCCACUCAAAGCGGGUAAUAAAGCUGGAUUAGACUGGUGUUAUGACGAAUAUCUCAAAGAUUGUAAGUUCGACAAAGUAAAUGGUGGUGAUGGAAAGAAGGGUGGAGGAGCUGAAAAUGGGGGAGGAAAGAAGGGUGGCGGUGGUGGUGGAGCUGAAAAUGGGGGAGGAAAGAAGGCGGGAGGUGGUGAUGGGCAGAAGGGCGGUGGCGCUGAUGGUGGAAAGAAGGGCGGAGGUGAUGGACAGAAUAAAUCUGGUGGUUCUGGCAAUGAGGGGAAAAACAAUGGUGGAGGAAAGAAAGGUGGAGGCGGAGGCGGGGGAGGAAACCCCAAUCAGAAUGGCGGUGGUGGGAAGAAAAACAGUGGUGGAGACGGAGAUGCCAACCAAAAUGGUGGAAAGAAAAAUGGAGGCGGAGAUGGAGGGGAAGAUCAAGGUGGCGGUGGCGGUGCAGACUGGAACAAAUCUGGAGGGGGUGGUGGAGGAAAGAAGGGCGGGAAAAAGGGAGGGAAUGGAGGUGGCGAUGGUGAGGGAGGCAACAUGGGGUAUUUUGAUGAUGUAGGCUACAACUCUCCUCCAAUGGUGGGAGUUGGUUAUGGUGGUGGUGGUGUUAGUUAUGGUGGUGGUGGUUAUGGUGGUGGUGGUGUUAGUUAUGGAGGUGGCGGCGGUGGCGGUGGUGUAGGUGCUGGCUGUACCUGUCAGCAUGGUGGUCCUGUGUAUGGACCUUAUCACGACCAUGCCCAUGUCCAUAGUCACCUCCAACAGGGUUACGGAGCCAAUGUUAAUGACAGAUACUUAAUGAUGCAAUACAGACCGUCGUAUCCAGUGCCGCCUCCCCCUUACUACUAUCAGCAAAAUCCUAAUGAUUAUGGUACUAAUCUUUUCAGUGAUGAGAACGCCAGUGGCUGCUCCAUCAUGUAGAGCUUGGAAAUGAACUGUGGUGAAAUUCAUGAACAGAACAUAAUGUGAGUGUGUGUGUGUUUUUUGUGUUUAUAUGCAAGCACAGUGUCUGUCAACUGAUAAAAUCCAGAUUGUAAGCUUGGAUGAGACCACCGCAGACAAAAUGUCUUUGCCUAUACAUUGUCUUUUUUCGUUUUGUUCUCUUCAGCAGCAUAUAUACAUGGUGGGGUUAGCUUAGGAUGAGGAAGUGCAAGCGGCUAGUAGAAUACAAGAGAGAGCUGUUCAAAUGGCUGAUCAGGUUUAGGUAAUGUUUUGUAUCUAUGGUCGUACACAGAACUAAUAAGAAAAUGCUCUCCCGCAUCUCGUAGAUGUGGGUGCAUAUAUAUAUGUAAAGCCAUGAAAACUCUUCUUCUACCUCAGAAGGAAAAUGGCAGCAGCGCAAGGAUUAGCAUUAUUUCAAAAAAAUUGUCUAUAACUCUUGCUGGGAGUUUUUUUGUGCCUAAUGUGAAUCUUCAAGUUCUUGUA
This is a messenger RNA of Cryptomeria japonica (Japanese cedar), 2649 nucleotides long. Its product is annotated as heavy metal-associated isoprenylated plant protein 32. The transcript has 3 exons. Gene Ontology annotation, molecular function: metal ion binding. Lineage: Eukaryota; Viridiplantae; Streptophyta; Pinopsida; Cupressales; Cupressaceae. The record is from RefSeq and is a predicted model, not a curated record. Bases 871 to 2145 code for a protein of 424 amino acids.